This is a messenger RNA of Sabethes cyaneus, 4616 nucleotides long. Its product is annotated as protein Fe65 homolog. The transcript is spliced from 12 exons. The coding region runs from base 709 to 2772 and encodes 687 amino acids. Gene Ontology annotation, cellular component: cytoplasm; nucleus. Lineage: Eukaryota; Metazoa; Arthropoda; Insecta; Diptera; Culicidae. Gene Ontology annotation, biological process: regulation of DNA-templated transcription. The record is from RefSeq and is a predicted model, not a curated record. Gene Ontology annotation, molecular function: transcription factor binding; amyloid-beta binding.
CGGCACAAGUGUGGUCAUUAUAGGGUGCAUUUAGUGACUCAUCCGUUUUGCUUAAUCCAAACCGGACGACGACGGCCGAAGUCCUCGGCCCGAAUGAUUUACUGUGGCCGGACCAAUUUGGGUCUUUGGGAAGCUUGUUUGUUUCUGAGUUUUUUUUUCGUUGCGGCAUUUCCACCAUCGUGCUGAAAAAGGAUGCAUUAUUCCUUGCGUUCCCGAGUCGCCGUCAUCCGGUGUCGCCGAACUGUCUGGGCGUGAAUGAGUCAUCAUCGCGAAAAACCUGUGUAAGAACGGUGUGGAGCGUCACCGUGUGCAGUUUCCUGGUUCGGCUUCGUGACGGAAGCGUGCAUUUAAAUGCCCGUUGGUGUGGAGCCCGCAAGCAGAACGGCUGCAGUUGCAGUUCGCUUUUGGUCUCGUGACUGUUCGCGUCGAGUUCAAGGAAAGUAAUGAAAAAUGAAUGUCAGCCAGGUGAAAAACAGUGCACUGUGAGGAUAUUGAUUGGACCGAUUGGUUGCUUAUUUCCAAUCGAGGUCACUUGUCGCUAAAUUGAUGUUUUGAAUUAUAGCAUAGCUGCAGUGGUAAUUAAAGAAAUAUUGUUGACUGAAUGUGUAUUCGAUUCGAUAGUAUUCAACGUAGUGAAGUUAACAGUAGAACAGUCUCAAAGUGGCGCACUACGGCAAUCAUAUCGAAUACCGUGCUGCAUUAAUAUCUAUGUGUUUGCUCAUCAACGCAAUCAAUAGUGUACUAAUUGGUGUGCUGAUUAAGCUGAAUUUGAUAACAACCGGAAUAAUUCUUUCACUUAAAGUCGGAUCUGAAACGUUAACAGCCAUGGGACUUAAAGGAGCGAAUAUUUUCAUAGAAAACGGCUUGCUAAGCUACGAAAAUCCCAACUAUCACAUGGACCCUUUGCGAAUGGAGCGCAACUCGCAUCUAUACGAGGAGAUAAUCUCUGAAUUGCAACAGCAAGGUACCCUACGGCCCGCUGGUGCAGUGAAUUUAGUGCGUGAUCCGAACCAAAUGCUCGGAACCAACCGGAAGGGAUACCUGGACAUUGGUACCAUGGGCGUCGAUUGCAAGGAAGUUGAUGGAUCUCCAAAGCACAAGCAGAAACUGCUAGAUGGGUCACCCAACGAAUCCGAAAUGCAGAAGGAUGAAGUUUCGGAAAAAGAGGAAAAAACUGAGGGAGAAAUUAAACAUAUAGCCGGCACACUCAAUGCUGAGGAUUUAUAUGCGCUGCCAAAUAAAAAGAAAGAUGAAAUUGGAGAAAUAGCUCCGGACGAUGACGUCAACGAGGAGGAAGAUGAUGAGAAGGACAAACAGGAGGAUAUUGAAGGUAUAGAGGACAAGGAUGAAACGAAGGAUCUUCCACCUGGUUGGGAAAAACAUGAAGACAAUGGAGGACCAUAUUAUUGGCACAUUAAAUCAGGAACAAUCCAACGGGAGCCACCAGUUUGGCCAAAAGAACCACCGAAAGAGCUUAGCAAAACUGCAACCAUGCCAACGCCUCGAUGCGUACAAAAUUCUAUGUUUUCGCAAACAUUGGCCAAUCUUUACGGUACACCGAAACCGGAAACUAGUUCGGCCUCGUCCAGCAGCGGUCGAUUGCAUGAAAGUAUCACGUCCGUCACGCGCAGCAGCACAAUUUCUGCUCUCGACCAGGAGGACGAACGCCGACGGAGGGAGGACAUAGCGUUGAAACGCCGAAGUUUUCCUCUCAAAUCGGACACGGACCGACCGAUCCGUUUUGCAGUUAGAUCCCUGGGUUGGGUGGAAAUUGCAGAGGAAGAUCUUACACCGGAGCGAUCUUCCAAGGCGGUUAACAAAUGUAUAGUGGAUCUAUCGCUCGGCAGAAAUGAACUGCUGGAUGUUGUCGGUAGAUGGGGUGAUGGCAAGGACUUGUUUAUGGACUUAGAUGAAGGUGCUUUAAAACUAAUUGAUCCGGAAACACUGACAAUACUAAACUCGCAGCCAAUUCACACGAUACGUGUCUGGGGUGUUGGCAGAGAUAAUGGAAGAGAUUUUGCCUACGUUGCACGAGACCGGCUUACCCGGAUUCAUAUGUGUCACGUGUUUCGGUGUGACACCGCAGCCAGAACGAUUGCUAAUACGCUUAGAGAUAUCUGCAAACGGAUAAUGAUUGAACGUUCCCUCCAGCUCGACGCUAACAGUUCCAGCUCGAGCAGUUCUCGCUGCGCAAUUCGUCCCACUGAUUUGCCGACCGAAAAUCGCCGAUGGAUUCGACACCCGGCAUCCUUUCCUACACCGAUGGAAGAACCAAAAAAGGUGCUCAAAGCACAGUACAUCGGUUCGACGGAGGUAAGCCAACCGACCGGAAUCGAUGUAUUGAACGAUGCUAUCGACAAGGUAAUAAAUGGAGCAAGUGUGGACGGCUGGGAGAGUGUCAACGUGUCGGUGGCUCCAAGCAUGAUCAGUGUCAACACUUCGGAUCCAGAUGCGCGACUAUUAUGUGAAUGUCGAGUGAGAUACCUGAGCUUCUUGGGUAUAGGAAAGAACGUAAAAUGUUGUGCAUUUAUCAUGCACACCGCGCAGGAUAAAUUUUUAGCACAUGUUUUCCACUGCGAACCAUCUAGCGGUGCAUUAUGUAAAACGAUAGAGGCCGCCUGUAAGCUCCGAUAUCAGAAAUGUCUUGAUGCUCAUCCGGAAGGUAGUGGCCGCUAUUCGGCCGACUCACACACGCCAGGAAAAGGAAUUGGAGCAACUUUAAAAAACUUGAUGAGCUCGUUCUCACUUAAAAAGGAUAGGGCCAGUUCCUGAGAACGAGCAAAAUCACUGCAGUAAAUCAAGCCCCCGAUUGUAAUUUAGGAAAUCUGGUCACUUGCCCCAGAGCGGGAGGUCAUCCCACAUCGGCACCUGCAGUCGCCGUUGAUAAGCAGAAAAAUCUUCGAGUAUCCCAGCAGUCCGUAGCAUAUAAUGCUGCCAGCAGCCUGGCGAAAAAUCACAUUCACCACCAGCACUAGCCGCAAAUCACCCUUAUCUUCGCAUUCCAUUGCAUCGGGCCCAUCCACGGCGCUCUCGUCGGAAUCUUUCUUCGUCAGGACGACGACAACGACGAAUGUGCCGUCCAUUAGCAGUAAAUGUAGCAAUCAUUAUGACGCAGCAGCAGCAACCGCCACCACCGCACCAAGAGCAACAACUACAGCUAACAGCAGGAAUCAACCUGCUACCAGCACCAAUUGCAAAACUAUUUAUGAUAGGAACAACAUUAACGAUAGUACUUUAAACAACAAAACCAGCAAAGAAAAUCCCCUGUUACCGUCGUGUUAGCAGAGUCACCUUUUCGAAGAAGGCAAUAUCAAUAGCGAGUACCGCCCAAUCGUAGACCAUUAUAAUUUUGAUUGGAGAAUGCUUAUAAUAAUUGCCAGUUGUCUAGCGGUUCAAUGUGACUUAACAAUGCAUAGGGUUAAUAAGAACAUGUAGAAAUAACAGGGUGCACCGUGUGACUGAUUUGGAAUGAUUGAUUUUUUUGCGCUCGUUGAAGCCCAAUUGUUUGGACCCUUACGCAGUAAGUUAACGUUAAAUAUGUAUAUGUUUCAACGUAUCAACAAUGGAUUCAUUAGAAAUAAUUUAUGGUAAAAUCUUUCUCAGUCGAUAUACGUAAUCUUCACGAAAAGUUUUUGCAGGAUGGUUGUAUAACAAUAUGCUCUGUGUGAUGUACUUCAUUUGCACUUGGUCAGGUGUGCCACUCGCUCUAAUUUUCUUCCAACUUUAUUUUACCCGAUAAUUAUUUUUCUAAGCAAACGAGUGGGACUAACAGAAAUAACACUAAUGUUUCUUUGUUGAACUACUCGUUAGAAUCUGUGAAUUUGGAAGGACGAAUUCUUUUCGUUUCUUAUUUUUUCUCUGUUUAUUAUGUUGACACUGUGCCUUUGCAUUUUUUUUUUGUUAAUAUCGUUAUCGGCGGCUGUUAGUAAGGCCAAAUGCACGACUUCUAGUCUGAUGUUCGUGUCUACCAAUACAUUACAAUGCGACUUUUUGCCGCAACAUACUCCCCCACCAAAUCCGACGUUUUUCACUAUGACGAUAACGCACGAAUGAACGAAUCGGAACGGAACGGAUUAACGAUAUGAAAUGUCAGUGGGUUAGCUUCCUUCUGCCUUUGGCGAACGACGUGGAUGGCAAUUGCCUUCUUGCCGUACAUCACUCUUACUACUGUGAAGAACCAAAAAAAGAACUGUAGAUGAAGUAGCGGAAUUUAUAUUUCAAAGCGGCUGUGAUUCACCCACACGGUAAAGCUCCACUGGGGAACUGAUUGCUAAGCGACUGUGAAAUCACCCACACCCCAAAGUUGCGCGUGCCUUGUAGUCAAUGUCAUCGUGUUGCCCCGUUGUUCGGAACACAUCCACUUGGAAUUUAGUGCAAGCAGCAAGCAAGGGAACCCAUCCCCUUGCCGCUACCUCUUAGGGAUUCAAAAGUAUUCGAGAACAUCUCAAACACUCGAGGUACUUAUAUCGUCGUUUUGGCCAAUCGUGUCUGUUUUUCCGAAAAUGCAUAGUUGUGCAUUAUCUCUCAUACGUGGUCUCGAUCAACCAACUCGCACCUUUAUCUCAUUAAUAUUUUUGACGAGGUUAGUCUACCUUUAUGUCAUUUGCUUUACCAAG